AUGUGCUACCUGAGAAGGAGCCUGAGCAAAUCUGUGAACUCGCUCGUCCUCCACUUCGAGUUUGUCAAGUGCAAAAAUUUAGCGAGCUAUCGAAAGAAGGGAAAGUAUUACAUGAUCAUUUCUUACGACCAUUUGCUUUUUUACGAGAAGGAUUUUUACGAAGUUCAGUUCAAAAUAUUUUUUGCUGACAUUCGGCAGAUAUAUACGUGUGACCAGUCCAACUAUGUGCAUGUCACGCUGAAGGAGGGCGCGGCCAUUAACGACAUAGGCAUCAAGGGAAUAAACAAAAGCAUCCUCGUCAAGCAGCUAUGCGUUGCAUACAGCACGUACUACAUGUUCAACCUGAACAUGAAUAUCUACGUGCCAAUUACAAACGAGACGUACGAGGAGAGAUGCCGCAGAACCGGGCAUCAUUCAAAACGGAGGAAGGUCGACCUUUCCGUGCAGCCGUUUAUCGGGUACCGCAAAGUCGUGUUCGACGAGUACUUCUUCUUCAUCCACAAGUCCUUUCAAAGUUAG
Plasmodium vivax (malaria parasite P. vivax) is the source of this 519-nucleotide messenger RNA. RefSeq lists its product as hypothetical. The transcript is spliced from 4 exons. NCBI's taxonomy places the organism in Eukaryota, Apicomplexa, Aconoidasida, Haemosporida, Plasmodiidae. The record is from RefSeq and is a predicted model, not a curated record. The coding region runs from base 1 to 519 and encodes 172 amino acids.